UGAAGCUAUAAAAUCAGAAAGAGGUAACUUCUGCAAAUAAGAAUUUUUGCAAUCACUUAGGAUUGAUUACAUCAGUUAACAAAGACACGAUUUGGCAACUUGGUGCUUAUUAAGGUAGUAAUUUUGCUGUGCGUUGGCGUCGCGUGGAUGCUUUAAAGUGUACCAUUUAUUAAAAUAAAAUAUAAAAAGUCUAUAAGAAAUGUCUGAAGAAGAAUAUGAAGAGCCUGAGAAGAAUAUUACUGAGGGUUAUCAACCCAAGGUAAAUGAAAUUGCCCAGAAUUUCCUAGCCGAUUUAGAUAAAGAACGUUCCCGUUUAUCGGAAGAUUUUCCCCUAUGCGCUUUGUUGAUUGAAGAAGCUUUCGACCGGGUUUACUCUACUGGUCGGAUUCCGGGCAAAGAAUUUUAUGCUGAUGUUUAUAAGCAAAGGCCGAUGAAAAUAACCCAAAAAGUGUUUGUGCCAAUCAAGAAAUAUCCAAAAUUUAAUUUCAGCGGCAAAAUUCUAGGACCUAAGGGCAACUCUCUAAGACGUUUGCAAGAAGAAACCCAAUGUAAAAUAUUUAUAAAAGGCCGCAACUCAAUGCGAGAUCGCAACAAGGAAGAGGAAUUACGUAAUUCAGCAGAUUCUAAGUAUGCUCAUCUCAAUAAAGAUCUGCAUGUAGAAAUUAGUACCGUAGCCCCGCCUGCGGAAUGUUAUGCUCGAAUAGCGUAUGCAUUAGCUGAAGUACGAAAGUACUUGAUACCUGAUAAAAACGAUGAAGUCUCACAUGAACAACUGCGUGAACUUAUGGAAAUGAAUCCAGAAUUAGCCAAGACCAGCGGUAAUGCGGAACUAUUCAAAUCAGUUUUUGAAAAACCUGGUGGAACCGGUGUGCCAAAAUAUUUACGUCUGCUU
This is a messenger RNA of Glossina fuscipes, 892 nucleotides long. RefSeq names its product KH domain-containing, RNA-binding, signal transduction-associated protein 3-like. Gene Ontology annotation, molecular function: mRNA binding. The transcript is spliced from 3 exons. The annotation marks the transcript as partial. Gene Ontology annotation, biological process: regulation of alternative mRNA splicing, via spliceosome. NCBI's taxonomy places the organism in Eukaryota, Metazoa, Arthropoda, Insecta, Diptera, Glossinidae. Gene Ontology annotation, cellular component: nucleus. The record is from RefSeq and is a predicted model, not a curated record.